Molecule: messenger RNA, 981 nt
Organism: Micromonas pusilla CCMP1545
Lineage: Eukaryota; Viridiplantae; Chlorophyta; Mamiellophyceae; Mamiellales; Mamiellaceae
Gene: COQ5
Product: ubiquinone biosynthesis methyltransferase COQ5, mit
Exons: 1
Coding region: 1-981 (326 amino acids)
Biological process (GO): ubiquinone biosynthetic process
Molecular function (GO): methyltransferase activity
Source: RefSeq, a predicted model, not a curated record
AUGAGCGCCGCGCGGAUCUUCCGCGCCGCCGGGAGAUCGAUCGAACGCGCCGCGCGCGCGGCCACCGCGUCGUCCUCGUCCUCCCUCGCGCGCGGCGUGUCCUCCUCCUCCUCCGCGGACGCGGACGAAGACGCGCCGACGACGUCGUUCGGAUUCAGAGACGUGCGCGUGGAGGAGAAGCAAGGCCUCGUCCGCGACGUCUUCGAGAAGGUGGCGCCGAGCUACGACCUCAUGAACGACUUCAUGUCCGCGGGCGUGCACCGCCUGUGGAAGGACUACCUCGUCGAUAAGGUGGGCGUGUUCCCCGGGAUGACGCACCUGGACGUCGCGGGAGGCACGGGCGACGUCGCUUUCAGGGUGCUGAGGGAGCUUCGACGCGCGGAGGAGAAGGCGCGGCGCGGAGGCGGCGGCGGCGGCGGCGGCGGCGGACGCGCGCGGGACUUCGACCCGGGACGCGUCAUCGUGUCGGACAUCAACCCCGCGAUGCUCGCGGAGGGUCGGAAGCGCGCGCGGGGGCGGGGGCUCAUGGGUUUGAAUGCGGUCGACGCGAAGGGGGACGCGCUGCUCGCGAAGUUGGAGUUCGUGGAGGGGAACGCGGAGUCGCUGCCGUUCGAAGACGCGAGCGUCGACGUCUACACCAUCGCGUUCGGGCUGAGGAACGUCACGAACGCGAAGGCGGCGCUGAGAGACGCGCUCAGGCUGUUGAAACCCGGGGGGCGGUUCAUGUGCCUGGAGUUCUCGCACGUGACCCAGGAGCCGCUGCGAUCGAUGUACGACUUGUACUCGUUCAACGUGAUCCCGGCGCUCGGCGAGCUCGUCGCGAAGGACGAGGCGUCGUAUCGAUAUCUCGUCGAGUCCAUUCGGAAGUUUCCGAAGCAGCGCGAGCUCGAGGACAUGAUGCGCGACGUCGGGUUUAAGUCCGUGUCGCACGAUAACCUCACAGGCGGGGUCGUCGCGAUUCACGAGGGGUUCAAGCUGUGA